Cuscuta campestris is the source of this 2656-nucleotide messenger RNA. The record is from the annotation of a GenBank genome assembly. Lineage: Eukaryota; Viridiplantae; Streptophyta; Magnoliopsida; Solanales; Convolvulaceae.
AUAAAAAAAUAGAAAAAAAUAUUGGUCAAACAGCGGUCAAACCGGCUAUCCAAAUCCUUUCCUCGCCUAUCGCCGUGUUCUUCUGUUCCGGACGCCGCCAGAGUCAGCCUUCUCCUCCGUUGUGCGCAAACAGCGGUAGCGGAAGGAAGAGCAGCGAGCGACAAAUUUUCGUUCGUGGCAGCGGCGACGGUUCUCCUCGACCUUUGAUUUCGAUUCCUUCGGUUAAGCGAGGCCGAUUGGGCCAGCUGCCCGGGGGUUGCAGCGGGGUAUCCUGGCGGUGGGCAGCCGCUUGGCGGGUUCAGGAUUUUGGGUUGGCGUUCGUACUGUUUUGGCAGGGGAAACGGGCCUGAGGAUAGAAUCCCUUGUCCAGAAUUUGUGACACAGGUAGGUUUAUUUAAUGUUACUUGAAUUUUACCUUGUUGUUUGAGCAUGACAAUAAUCGGUGAGACGUGAUUCUUCUGAUAGGCCGCCGAGUAUACUGUUCUGGUUACGUGAAUUGUUAUGAGCUUACUGGUGUUUCUGUUGUAUUGUGAACUCUGUUGAGAAUAGGCCACCUAGAAUAUCUAGGCGGAUGAGAAACUAAAUUGAAUAUCUAGAACACCAAUAGGACUUGUUAGGUUCGGGCCAUGUGGAGCAUGUUUGCAUAUCCAGUGGCCAAGGGUUCAAAAUGUACGCAUGAGAGUCACAGUCUUACCUUUGGGAUUCCUUGGUAGGGACUCCAACCCGCCAAUUGAGGAUCCUUUUUGGGUUUGUUUGAGCAUUGGCCUUGAGGGAUCCGCUCUAGCGCCUGUAACUCUAGUCUAUUGAUCUAAGCCUUACUUUGAACAAUAAUGUUGUCUAUUUACAUAUACUAUUGUUUCCUCAUUGUGUAUGAAUGUGGUAUCUAUGAAUUAAUUCUAGCGUUAGAUAUAUUCUCACUUAGCUUUCAGCCGAGCAUGCAGUCUUUGUUGUCUUUGGUAUUUUGUUGAAGCUACUCCUGGAGGGCAACGAGACGGAAGGGGAUGUUCUGGAUGUAGAAUUGUUAGUCGUUAAUGGACUGAUUUGUUCUAAUGAUAUGGCCGUAACAGAAGUUCCAGCUCAAGAAACACAAACAACAAUGGAGGAGAAGACGAAAAACAAGCUAUUGCUGGUCCUUUAUGCUUCACAGACUGGAAACGCAAUCGACGUUGCCGAAAGAUUGGGCCGCGAAGCUGAGCGUCGAGGCUGUCCUGCACUAGUAUUAUCAGUCGACGAGUAUGAUCCUGCUUCACUGCCCAACGAGGAUAUGGUAAUUUUUGUUGUUUCAACUACUGGUCAAGGAGACACUCCAGACUCCAUGAAGGUGCUCUGGAGCUUCUUGUUGAAACGCAGUCUCAGCCAAAGUUGGCUUAAAAAUGUUAAGUAUGCUGUCUUUGGAUUGGGUGAUUCUGGGUAUCAGAAAUAUAAUUAUGUUGCGAAGAAGCUUGAUAAGAGACUCUUGGAUUUGGGUGCCACUCCCGUUAUUGAAAAAGGUCUGGGAGAUGAUCAGCACCCUUCAGGGUAUGAAGGAGCUUUUGACCCUUGGAUGUCUUCUUUAUGGAAUGUGUUGCACCAAAGUAAUCCAAUGAUAUUCCCAAAUGGUCUAGAAUAUGAGAUAUCAUAUUUAAAGCUCAUGGAACAACCUAAAAUAAAUGUUACAUAUCAUGAUGCUAAUGAUACUGAUGUCAGAACUCGGCCAUUUUCAAUGCUUGCAAGAGUUACAGUUGCAGAUCUGAAUUCUAUUGAGGUGCAAUUUGGAAGAGCUCGCUCAAUGUCACCUGGAACACUUUCUGAAAAAAUUCACCCUGAUUGCUUUCUUAGAAUGGUAAAAACUGACCCGUUAUGUAAAGCAGGCUGUGGGAAAGAUGUACACCGCCUUGAACUUGAACCUGUUUCAUCGUCAAUCCAGUAUGAAGUUGGUGAUGUGCUUGAGGUUCUACCUGGACAAAGUGCUGCUUCAGUGGAUGCUUUUAUAAAGCGUUGCAAUUUGAACCCUGAUUCGUACAUCACAGUGCAUCCCAGAGAUAAAGACCAAAAGCUUUUUGAUACUUCCAAAUGUUCUCAAAUGCUCCCGGUAAAGCUAAGAACUUUUGUAGAGCUCUCUAUGGACAUUUCAUCCGCCUCUCCUCGACGUUAUUUCUUUGAGAUCAUGAGUUAUUUUGCCACAUCUGAGCAUGAGAAGGAGAGACUUCAGUAUUUCGCUUCACCUGAAGGAAGAGAUGAUCUGUAUCAGUACAAUCAGAAGGAAAGGAGAACUGUACUGGAGGUACUGGUUGAUUUCCCUUCAGUUCAAAUGCCAUUUGAAUGUCGCAUGGACAACACCCUAUGGAAGGAAGCGAAAGGGUCUUUGCUCAUCUUGGUUAGCUGGACUUGAUCCUCAACAAGGUACAGUUUUACUCACGUUUCUGAAUAACUAUCACAUUGGUGAGAAUGUUUUCUUUUUAAAUUAUAUUCAUGUUAGGAAUUUUCUAGUUAUUUAAUUAAGUUUGUUCUACUUGUACCCAUGUUCACCCCAUUUAAUUAUAAACAUUACAAAAGAGAUUUCAGUUUAAUACAAGUGCAAAAAAGACCGUUCAUAUUAAUUUUAUAUGAAUGUGUUUAAAACGUUUAAAACCUAAUUAAUUAAUUAAUUUUUGAACAAUGAAUAUUGUUGUUAUAC